AGAAAUUUUAGUACGUCAUGUUUUGAAAAUAUGUAGAAUUCGGUGAAUAUUGUAGAUAACAUACAGUUAAAUACCUUAUACCAUCACAACAGGCAUCAGCAAUACCGACAAUCCUUUUGCAAUAUUUACUAGUAACGAUAUCUUAUCUGUUAUAAAAUAUUUAUGUUUUACUACUGAAAAAUGUUGUCGUUUCUCUUAUUGCUUCAGUUGAUUCAUCAUGUAUGGAGCCAUGGUCGCUUGAUGGAACCUCCAGCAAGAUCGUCUAUGUGGAGAGCUGGAUUUCAAGCUCCUGUCAAUUAUAACGAUAAUGAAUUAUUCUGCGGAGGAAUAGAGAAACUGUGGUCUCAAAACCAUGGAAACUGUGGUAUUUGCGGUGAUCCAUGGGACGUUCCGCCUCCACGACCGAACGAAGAUGGUGGAUUAUACGGUCGAGGCAUUAUUGUCAGAAAAUAUAAAAUGGGCCAAACUUUCACGGCGACUGUACAAUUGACAGCUAAUCAUAAUGGCUAUUUCGAGUUUCGGAUAUGUCCCGUGCAAUACGCAAAUCAAGUAGUGGAUCAAGCAUGCCUCGAUCAAAAUUUACUCCAAUUAGCCGAUGGAUCUGGUACUAGAUAUUAUGUUGGACCCGGAACGGGAGAUAUUCAUAUUAAUCUGGUACUUCCUGAAGGGUUGAGUUGUCAGAGAUGCGUGUUUCAAUGGCAUUAUCGUGCAGGAAACAAUUGGGGAAGGUGCAGCGAUAUGACUCAGGGCUUAGGUUGCGGGCCUCAGGAAUAUUUCCGUGGAUGCGCAGACAUACAGAUCGAACCUUAAAAGCGCAAUGUUACGUCAUAAGAAACGUUGUAAAAUGUAUUGUUACGCGAACAAUUAUUUAUUAUAAGCCA
This is a messenger RNA of Centruroides sculpturatus (bark scorpion), 881 nucleotides long. RefSeq lists its product as uncharacterized. Bases 181 to 810 code for a protein of 209 amino acids. NCBI's taxonomy places the organism in Eukaryota, Metazoa, Arthropoda, Arachnida, Scorpiones, Buthidae. The transcript is spliced from 4 exons. The record is from RefSeq and is a predicted model, not a curated record.